This is a messenger RNA of Leopardus geoffroyi (Geoffroy's cat), 2977 nucleotides long. RefSeq names its product FYN binding protein 2 (gene FYB2). The transcript is spliced from 20 exons. The record is from RefSeq and is a predicted model, not a curated record. NCBI's taxonomy places the organism in Eukaryota, Metazoa, Chordata, Mammalia, Carnivora, Felidae. Gene Ontology annotation, molecular function: protein binding. The coding region runs from base 38 to 2548 and encodes 836 amino acids. Gene Ontology annotation, cellular component: plasma membrane. Gene Ontology annotation, biological process: integrin-mediated signaling pathway; protein localization to plasma membrane; T cell receptor signaling pathway.
AUGACUGUUGGGCCAGUCUGGGGGAGAGCCACUAGCUAUGAAGGGCCAGUUGGUGGGUCUUUGGACAGGGAGGACCCCUUCCCUGCGGCAGGUGCGGGGUGCCCUGCAAAGUUCGGCGGCGGCGGAUGGAGGCGGGUCUGCGCCCAGCCUGGGGCCGGGAAGCUCCAACCUCUGGAGAGGGAGGAGCUGCUGCCCUGGUGGGGCAGGUGGGGGGAGCCUGGGCCCAGGUGUGUCCGGGGCUCUGGGAAGUGAUUGCUCCCUGGCGGACGCAGGCAAAUUAAAGCAGUCUUGGCCCCAGGAUACCGCUCUGGGAAGUCGCGUUCGUCUCCCAAAGGAUCCGUCGGUUCUUCGGAGGAAGGCCAUGGAAGGGGAAGGGUUAAGAAACUUCAAGGAACUUCGAGCCAAAUUUCAAAAGUUUGAUGUGCCCUCUCUUCCAAGACCUAUAUUCCCAGCAAGAAUUUGUCAAAAGAGCGAUAUUGGAAACACACAGUCAACAGGUGUUUUGGCCAAUGAGAAACCCCUCUCCUCCAACCACAGUCAGCUCCCACUGUAUUGUUCUGGCGGUGAACCCCAGCCUCUUCAACCCCAGAAAAUGAAGUCCUCCCAGAGGAGCAAGAUUCAGAGAUGUUCUGAUUCCUCAGAACCUCCAGAAGGGUCUACUGAUUCUGCAGUAAAGUCACAGAAGACGUCUCUGCUGUUAGACGUGAAUCAGUCACGUGCUGACAUAACCCAUGAGAGGAAUGUCAUGGUGACUGACAGCUUCAAAGACAAGCUCUGGAAUUGGGAGAAGGUUUCAUCUCACAAAAGUGGGAUGUCUUCAGCCUUUGUCCUUGCCAGUCGUGGAAGAAGGGCCUUCCAUCUGGAGGAGGAGAAAAGCAUAGGGCUUGCUCCACAGGAGCCCAGGGGGAAGCUAGAAACAGGAGGAGGCCAGACCCUUCCUUCCCAGAGGCAUUUGAUGGCCCCCCAAAAUUCACUUGUCUCCUUUCAAGAUCGUACUUCUCUACUUUUUCAAUGUGGCACGAAGAGCCUAGAAAGUCCCUAUCCUGAGAGGAGCCCCGUGGGGAACACCUGCCAGCCUGUCUAUGAGAGUGAACUUGCCAUCCAGGUCCCCGAGAAACAGCCAGAUGACAGGCAUCACCAACUUCUCAAAACAAAGCCACUGCCUUCCAUCAAGUCCCUGGGUCCUCCUCCCCCAAAGCCUCCAAAGCCCCCAGCCGUGAAUCUCCAGGCCUUCCAGAGGCAGGCAGCUGUAAUUGCUAAGACCCACACGGAAGCAGCUGUGGAAGAGGGCUGCCUGCCUCCAGAGAGUGCUGAAUUUGAAGAACCACAUAAUUAUGAGGCGACAAUUUCAUAUCUGAAACACUCUGGCAACUCCAUUAACCUGUGCACCGCAAAAGAAAUUGCUGAUUCAACUUACGAAGUCGAAAUCGAAGAACUGCGAAAGCCUUGGAAGAGUGGUCUCCGUGGAGAAUUUAGCCCUACACAUGAAGAUGAAGGUAAAAAAGAGAAGGAAAAGGAGCUGUGUGAAUUGGGACCUCGAAAACCAGAAAGGGAUCUACAUUCAAGCCGUCUUUUCGAGGGGGCUGCCUCUGGAGGGAUGCUGGGAAGAAACAAGGUGAUGAAGGUCCACGGAGGCAGCAGGAGCCCGCUGCCCGGGAAACAGGACACUGGGAGCAUCAUCGCUGUCCAGACAAAGCCCCGCCCCCAUGACCCAAAGCUGGCCAGACACUCCUUAAGCCACGGUGGGUAUGUGGAGGCCUUGGAGGUCAGUAAAGAAAUGCCAGGCCAGGGGGCCUGGAAGCCUCGCUCCAUCUCAGAGGAGACAUAUGACGAUGUUGAGUGCCCCAGCAGAGGGAGAACAAGGUCAGAUUUCUCUAGCUCAUUUGCUUCAGAUGAUGUUCUUUUAAUUCCAGAAGAAAAUAGUGAAGAAGUGUAUGAAGAGGUCUACAAAACAAAAGGCAACUACCCAAAAAUAGACUUAGACGGAAAAGAAGCACUUAAAAGACUGCAGAAAUUCUUGAAGAAAGAAAAGAACAGAUUUAAAAUGAAGAAAAACAAGUUGAAAGAAAAUGUAAGUGCAUUUUCCAUUUCGCUGCCUGAUUUAGAACUUAGGUCUCAGGAAGUUAUUAUCUAUGAUAACGUCGAUAUAAAUGAAAAAGAAUCCAGAAAUGAAGAUAAACUAAAAACUUGGAAGCCCAGGUUUUUCAUGGCAAAGGAAAAGAAAGAGAAAAAAGGUGUUGAAGAAUCUGAAAGAAAUUUCUUUAGAACUAAGAAGCAAAACUUAGAAAAGAUCAGAAUGGAAAAAGAAGAAAAACGUUUUAGAGAACAAUUUGAGUAUGAUAAAGAGAUUACUGUCAUCAACACAGCAGUGGCAUGUUCCAGGAAUUCAAGAAAUGGAAUGUUUGAUUUGCCAAUAACCCCUGGAGAAGAACUGCAAGUCAUUGACACCACUGAAGAAAAUCUAGUGAUUUGUCGCAAUUCUAAAGGCAAAUAUGGAUAUGUACUAGUUGAACAUCUAGAUUUCAAGCAUCAAGGUUGGUCGCCUUAGGAAGAUGAAGCUCCAGGGGCAGGGGCUCCACUAGGAAGGACUAAUCUGAGACCUUAGGUCUGCCUCACCUGUUCCAGUUCACAGGUCAAUUGGGAUGGUGGGAUCUGUGGAACUGGAGAAGAGAAAAACAAAUCCUCCAUAUUUAGAUGUUGGUUUUACUCCUAAAUGGUUAUCUUUCAAUGUCUAUUUCCGUAUCUAUUUCACUGCUGGCUCAAGAGAAUGUGAAACUGUGUGUGUUAGCAUUUGAGCACUUAUUUAAUGAGCCAUAGCCAAAGUUAGAAAUCAUGCCUUAUGGCACCUAGGCAGUUGUGCAGAUGGUUAGUUUGCUUCUAAUAUUAGUAUACGAGUGUUUAUAAUUUCUAGAAGAUGUUGUGCAUUUAAAUUGCAUGUAAUUCUGAAAAAUAAAUAAUGUAACCAAGAUCUUUUAAA